AUGCUAUUAACUGUAACCUGUCACUGAUACAGGAUACAAUGAAUAGUAUAAUUCAACAGAUUAUGGUACAUGCUAAUAAUACCAACAGGUCUACAGAUGAACUACUUCAAUUACUGAACACUAGUCUUAUUAAAGAUAUCAGUAUACCAACUGCUGCUGCUGUUAAUGAUGUACUACUAUUACUACAGAUACAGAAUGGAUCCUCUUUGUUUAACAUUCGACUUGUUUCUUGCAAAGAUAUUAAAGCAGCUUAUCCCAACAGUCCUUCUGGUUAUUUUCAUGUUAACAGUCGCAACAUAUACUGCAAUAUGGGAGAGCUGUGUGGACAAGAUGGAGGAUGGACAAGAAUAGCUUAUCUUGAUAUGACUGACAUUACACAAAAUUGUCCUUCUGGACUUGAGGAAUUGAUGACUGGAGGCAUUAGAGUUUGUAGGAGAGAGAAUAAAUAUGGUGGUUGUAGGUCUAAUGUAUUCCAAACAAAUGGUAUCAGUUAUAGUCAAAUAUGUGGUAAAGUGGUUGGAUAUCAAAAAGGAACACCUGAUGCUGUUCACAAUGGCAUCAAUAUUAAUGGUACUUACCUCGAUGGAGUCAGUAUCACACGUGGAUCACUUCGUCAACAUGUCUGGUCCUAUAUGGCUGGGUUAAGGUCUGACAGCAGUUCAGACCAUGCCUGUCCUUGCAAUACUGGAACAACUGAUACAGUUCCAUCAUUUGUAGGAGAGCACUACUAUUGUGAGUCAGGUACAAACAGUGCUCCUUCCUAUGGUACCGUAUACACUGGUGAUCCAUUGUGGGAUGGGAAUAACUGUCCUUCAGUUGAAGCUCCUUGUUGUACUGGUACUGGUCUUCCAUGGUUCUUCAGAGAUUAUGGUAAUGCUACCAUUACUGAUUACAUUGAACUGAGGGUGUGUGGUAAUAGUAACUGGGAUAAUGAAGAUACUCCAGUUCAAUUGUAUGAAAUUUAUGUCAAGUAAAGGAACAUUAUUAUUGUGUGUAGCUUAUUACUGUGUAUGGUAACAAAACUCAUUUGAUAGUAGUAGCAUAGCAGUUUUAUAAUUAGAACAAUAAUAUUAUGUUUUAGAAG
This is a messenger RNA of Amphimedon queenslandica, 1084 nucleotides long. RefSeq lists its product as uncharacterized. NCBI's taxonomy places the organism in Eukaryota, Metazoa, Porifera, Demospongiae, Haplosclerida, Niphatidae. The coding region runs from base 39 to 974 and encodes 311 amino acids. The transcript is spliced from 2 exons. The record is from RefSeq and is a predicted model, not a curated record.